AUGGCGAACAUUCACAUCACGGACUGGUAUGAAGAAGAGGAACGGCUGCUCGAAGAUAUAAGUAGCGGCCCUCCUUUCCCCCUACUAGACCAUCGCCUCCUCCUACUCAAGUGGGAACUCUACAAGGAAAUCUACCCUUGGGACAAAGAGAACCGCCCUGCUCUACCACCUCCACCAAUGUCACUCAACAUUCAUGUCACCACCUCCAUCACUCACAGCACAUCGGAGCCAGGACUACUUCUCAACAAUGAUGGAGAUGAACUCCCGCUUCUGAACAACCUUAGUGAUGAAGCACUGGCAGACUCAUGGAGGAGUGCACGAUGGGGAGAUGACAAAGAUGAGACAGCAUCACCCUACGAUGUCUUCAUCGCCACACCACUAACAUUCCUCAUGGAAUGCAAUGGCCAUCAUCUCUACAUCCAUCAUAUGGGCACAGGCGACUUUGCCACCUUCCAUGCCUUCAUCUUCACUUGGGACAAUCAGAAGGUCACAUGGCACCUCUACUCGGAGGACUCGCCUCAUCGUGUCUUCAGUCAAUGGGUCGCUCUUCUCUAUCCACCACCCAUUCCAGGCAUGCAUGACUGGCAUCCAACACUCAACUGGAUGCGUGUCAUCAGCGUUCGCUUUGCAGGCAAGGAAGAAGGCGUUGAACAAUACGAGGUUGAACUAUUCAGGAUGUUCUCUGAUCAAGUCUGCUAUGGAGAUGCCAAGACACCUCGUGAGUUCACGCCGGUUGUCUUCCAAUCCCUCAUUGCCAUGAUCGAAUGGCCUGGAUGGCUUACCGAUGGUGUCGAAGCACUGAAGGCACCUACCGAGUUCCAUCCUCAGCCCCAAAAGGAUUUCGACGAUGGCUGGGAGGUCGUACCCCAUACCACCAUCCCAGUCUAUGACCACGUAGGUGUUCGCGGGGGAUGUUGA
This is a messenger RNA of Laetiporus sulphureus 93-53, 918 nucleotides long. RefSeq lists its product as uncharacterized. The transcript has 3 exons. The record is from RefSeq and is a predicted model, not a curated record. Bases 1 to 918 code for a protein of 305 amino acids. NCBI's taxonomy places the organism in Eukaryota, Fungi, Basidiomycota, Agaricomycetes, Polyporales, Laetiporaceae.